This is a messenger RNA of Gaeumannomyces tritici R3-111a-1, 432 nucleotides long. RefSeq lists its product as hypothetical. Bases 1 to 432 code for a protein of 143 amino acids. Lineage: Eukaryota; Fungi; Ascomycota; Sordariomycetes; Magnaporthales; Magnaporthaceae. The transcript has 2 exons. The record is from RefSeq and is a predicted model, not a curated record.
AUGCCCUCCCUCGGCGCCGCGGCGAGGGGCCUUGGCGACGUCUUGGUUGUUGUUGGUCGUGGCUCGGCGACCGGACGUCCUGCUCAUCGGGCUGUCGUUAUUGCCUGUUGCCCUCGCCGACACCCCGGUCGGCCUCGGGACCGAGGGCAUGUACCCCUGCCGAUCAAGCUGGGAGCAGUUUUAUGUGGUGAUUUGUCGACCAGUAACGGCAGUGAUCUGCUGGAUAUUGGAAUGGGGGCUGUUUUUCGAAAUGUGGCGUUGGAAAAGGGCGCUAGAGGGUGGGGCGGUGUUCAGGCGCCCACAAACGAUCGCAUAAUAGUAAAUUUAGGCUCACCGUUUGCAGGGGGGCAGGCGGCUGAAUCCAGGAGGACAAACAAGUUUCAAGUCUUCAAACCGAAGCCCAACCACGGCAUGCGCGCCUUGAUACGCUGA